AAAAACCGCCCGUCCUGAUCUUUCUACGACGCGAUCAUGCCUGGGGCCCCGUCCUCGCCGGAGGGCACGCCCACGCCAACGCCCAGAGGCUCGGCGGCGGGUUUGUGCUGUUGGUCGCCGCGAAGGGCGUCUCGCAGCUCCUGGUCAUGCACAAGCUCCGGGAGCUGCGCAGGCCGCGCCUGGCGCGGUUGGUGCGCGCGUGCGCGGCGGCCAGCCUCGCGGGCGUCGUCGCCGUGGCGCUGCUGUUCUCUCUCCACGUUCUCUGCAUGGUUCUGUGGCGCUGGGAGGAGGACUCGGAUCUGUUUGCAGUCGCGGCGUUUUUCCCGGGCCUGGUCGCGCUCGUGUCGUACCCGGUCUCGUGCGGCGCCGGCCUUUGGGGCCUGCUCGCGGGCGCGGCGCGCGCCUGGAGGUUUGGCAGCGCCCUGCAGAGGAAGGCAGCACUGUUCGCGGGCCUAACCGCGGCGUGCCAGGCACUCUCGUUCAGCAGCACGUUCCUCAUGUGGGCUGUCACCCUUGCUGAGAAAAAGGCUGGUUGGUUCAACUGGGCCACGUGCGUGGACGCGCUGUUCGACUGCCUCUGCGUCGCGCUCUUCUCGGGGCUGGUCGGGCCGCCGUGGCUGCAGCGCCUGGCGCAGGACUCGUUCGAGGCGAUCAACUCCUACAGCUCCGACCAGCUACAGGAGUUCUACGAGGAGUUCCUGGCGUACCUGGAGCACGCGCAGGUGAAGUGGGUGCGCUGCCGCUAUCUGCGGCGCCUGGCCGCGGAAGGGCGCGUCAUGACGCGGUGCCAGGAGGUGCCGCCGCACGAGGCGAUCUGUGGAAGCGCCGGCUUCCCGCUCUCCAGGGAUAUGCCCAAGGACAGGUUCGUUCUCUCGCACCCGUGGCUGUCGAGGGAGCACCCCGACCCAGAGGGUGUCAAGCUUCAGGAGCUGGUCCGGCAGCUGAACCUACUGGGCGCCUCCGACGCCGACGCCGUGUUCGUGGACUUUAUGAGCCUGCCGCAAAACGACAAGGCCCACCCGGAGCUGCGGCAGCUGGAGCGCGCGGGCAGGCCAUGCCCCGACCCGGGGUGCCACCCUGCGGUGCGCACGGCGGCGGAGGAGCGGCUCUUCAAGAGGGCCCUCUCGGCGAUGGAGCAGGUGUACAGUACUGGCAGCAUCAGGGUGAUCGUCCUCCCCAUGGACAGCAGCGUCGAGGCGGGCAGGGAGUACAUCAAGCGUGGAUGGUGCUUCUUGGAAUUCUGCCUGGCGCUGAGCUUCGGCAACAUCUGCAACGCCGAGAUCGCCGAACCCGUCGCACUCCUCGCGGAAGAGGUGAAGAGCAAGCGGGCUAACACGGUAGACGGCUUCCGGUCGGCUUUCCAGCAUACGCACUUUACCAAUAAGGGGGACGCUGACGUUGUGCUAGAGCUCUUCGAGAACACCCUCGACAAGCAGACAAGACACUGAGGGAGCGUGCCGCUCCCAUCGCAUUUGUCGGCCCUCUCUCCCGCGUUCUCUCCCCUGCGUUCUCUCUGCCUGCCGAGGCUGGCCCCACUUAUUGUUCACCCCCUCCCCGCGCUGGCCCUGUACAGCUCGAAGAUUUCGAAUGAUUGACCUCCUCUGUGCCCGAGCGCACGUGGCCCCCGAGUGUCCGUGCGUCUCUGUGGGUCUUUGGGAUGCUUUUGGCUUGUGUCAUUUGUUGCUUCGCAUGGCUUCAGGAGCACCUCGGAGGAGCCUCAGACGCCCCGAGAGGCCAGGGUCACCUUGCGGUCGUUUGAGAGAUUCCGUAGUGCACGCUUCUGUCCUCCCUCAACCUCCCCCUCCCCCUUUCCUUUCUCCUGGGCUGCCGGUGGAGAUGCUGGUAGUGCGCAGUCGUCUCACGUGGCUGAUCGUGCCGAGGCAUGUUGCCCGUCAUACAGGUGUGUACCUUUGCAGUUAUUGUUCACUUCUUCCGUGCCCGCGUUGCAUAAUAACAA
Prorocentrum cordatum is the source of this 1957-nucleotide messenger RNA. The record is from the annotation of a GenBank genome assembly. Lineage: Eukaryota; Dinophyceae; Prorocentrales; Prorocentraceae.